This is a messenger RNA of Dipodomys ordii (Ord's kangaroo rat), 1611 nucleotides long. RefSeq names its product solute carrier family 22 member 10-like. The transcript is spliced from 10 exons. Gene Ontology annotation, molecular function: transmembrane transporter activity. NCBI's taxonomy places the organism in Eukaryota, Metazoa, Chordata, Mammalia, Rodentia, Heteromyidae. The record is from RefSeq and is a predicted model, not a curated record. Gene Ontology annotation, biological process: transmembrane transport. The coding region runs from base 59 to 1258 and encodes 399 amino acids.
CCAGUGGGACCUAGUAUGUGAGUACCAGUCAUCCAAAUCUAUAGUUCAAGUAGUAUUUAUGAUUGGGUCACUGCUGGGAGGUCUGAUAUUUGGCCAUCUUUCAGACAGGUUUGGGCGGAAAACCAUCUUCAGGUGGUGUUUAUUCCAAAUGGCCAUCGGUGACACCUGUGCAGCCUUUGCUCCCACCUUCCUUGUUUACUGUUCCCUGCGAUUCUUAGCUGGGUUAUCUGUCGUGCCUAUUUUAGCAAACUCUUCUUAUCUCAUUAUAGAGUGGACAAGACCUCAAUCCCAAGCUUUGUUAGCAAUGUUGACUUCCUACAGUACUGGGCAGAUGCUCCUGGGAGGACUGGCUUUUUUCUUUCGCAGCUGGAUCACACUGCAGCUGAUAUUAUCCAUACCUCUGUUGGUCUGCUGCGUGUUAUCAAGGAUGCUGGUAGAGUCUGCUCGGUGGCUGGUUUUUAGCAAUCAGCUAGAAAAGGGCUUAGAGGAACUUAGAAGAGUUGCACAUAUAAAUGGAAAGAAGAAUGCUGGGGAGACCCUGAGCAUUGAGUUUGUGAAAUCCAACCUGCCGGAGGAGUUUGAGGACGCCAAGGCAAAAAUAUCCAUUUUUCAGUUGUUCCAUGCACCCAGGCUGUGUAUGAGAAGCUGCUGCCUGAGUUUUAUCAGAAUGGCACAUUCCAUACCCUUCUACGGCCUGAUAUUCAACCUGCAGCACCUGGGGAGCAACAUCUUUCUGUUCCAGAUUCUCUUUGGCCUUGUCACAUUCCUCAGCAGAUUCGUUCCCUUCUUGGUAUUGAAUUAUCUGGGCCGAAAACAAAGUCAGAUACUAUUCAUGUUCCUGACAGGACUUUCGAUUCUGGUCAGCACCUUUUUGUCCCCAGAAACUCAGCAGACCCUGCGCAUGGUUUUAGCAACCCUGGGAAUUGGUGCUGAUACCUCUGGCUUCACAGCCUAUUCAAUUCACUCGAUGGAGCUCAUCCCAACUGUAGUGAGGUCAACCAUUGGAGGAAUCACUGAACUUUUCGGCAGAGUAGGGGCAGUGAUGGCGCCUCUCUUCAUGACCUUAGCAGUGUAUUCUCCCCACCUGCCCUGGAUUCUCUAUGGAGCCUUCCCCAUCCUUUCUGUCCUUGCAGUCCUCUGCCUUCCUGAAACAAGAAAUCGACCUCUCCCUAACACUAUCCAGGAUGUGGAAAACGACAAAACCGGUUCAAGAAAAGUAAAGAAGGAAGAUAUUUCCAUGAAAAUCACACAAUUUUAAGGAAUUCGAGAGAGUUGAUCCAAACAAGCCCAAAAUAGGGCUCACUCCAGUAGGGAUGAAAUCAUCCAGAAGACAACCAACCAAUGCUGAUGAGGAUGGGGAGGGAGAGGAACUCUCCUGUACUAUUAGUGGGACUGUAGACUAGUGCACUCACUAUGGAAAUCAGUGCAGACAUUGAGAUCAGCCCAAGCAAAAGUUUGGAAAGACCUCAUCAUAACUACCAAAAGAUAGGCAUAGUUGUGCAUGCUGUCAUAUGCUGUCAUCCAAGAAGGGGAAGCAUUAAAACAACUGGGGUUUAAGCUGGCUGGGGUAUAAAUGUGAGACCUUAUUUAGAAAAUAAAGAAAGAAAAAUA